This is a messenger RNA of Lineus longissimus, 744 nucleotides long. Its product is annotated as putative nuclease HARBI1. The transcript has 4 exons. Bases 1 to 744 code for a protein of 247 amino acids. Lineage: Eukaryota; Metazoa; Nemertea; Pilidiophora; Heteronemertea; Lineidae. The record is from RefSeq and is a predicted model, not a curated record.
AUGGCAGAAAUUCGCCGGCACAACCGGCCUGUCCUUCGAUAUUUGAUGGCCCGAGGCCAAGAAAGACGACUCGUAGACCAUCAAAACCCCUUGGAGAAGUACUCCGCCAAGGGGGUGAAAGACAGAUAUCGUUUCCUGCCCGACACAAUAAUGGUCUUCGUUGAGGUAUUCGGCACAAAGUUGACGCGUCCGACCGACCGUGGCCAUGCACUGCCUGUCAUACUACAAAUUUGCGUGUGUCUCCGUUUCCUUGCUUGCGGGUCCUUCCAAAUAAUGGUCGGGGAUGGAGAUGGACAGUCAAAAAGUUCCGUGUGCCGUAUCGUGAAGGCCACCAUGAAUGAAAUAAUCAAAUAUAUGAGCGAAAUCAUAAAAUUUCCGAGGGGCGACGAAGCCACAGAAACUAAGAAGCGCUUCUUCGCAGUUGCAGGUUUCCCUAACGUAAUCGGUGCUUUGGACUGCACACAGAUAAAGAUUCAAGCCCCAUCUCAAUUUGAGGAUGUUUAUGUCUGUCGCAAAUCCAUUCACAGCAUCAAUGUUCAGAUGAUAUGUGAUGCUGAUCGCAUUGCCACAAACCUUGUAGCCAAAUGGCCGGGAAGUGUUCACGACAGUGGAAUAUUCAAGGUGUCGUCCAUUGGCCGAGAACUUGCUAACCAAGCUCCACAUGAUGGAUUCCUUUUGGGAGACAAAGUGUUCUGUUUCUUGCUCAGGCAUAGAUGCAACACGCACAACGGUCGACAGGUAUAA